Molecule: messenger RNA, 6338 nt
Organism: Odocoileus virginianus texanus
Lineage: Eukaryota; Metazoa; Chordata; Mammalia; Artiodactyla; Cervidae
Gene: LRRC28
Product: leucine rich repeat containing 28
Molecular function (GO): protein binding
Source: RefSeq, a predicted model, not a curated record
CCCCGCCCCGCCUGCCGAGCCCGGGCUAGCCGUCCGGCGCCCCUCAUCUCGGGAGCGCUGGCUCUGCCGGCGGAGAAAUGGACCAGUUUUGACAAGAUGUAGUACUGCACCGUGCCUGAUGGAAUAUGUUCAGCCAUGGCAUCCGAACUUUGUAAGACGAUCUCUGUGGCAAGGCUGGAAAAGCACAAGAAUUUGUUCUUAAAUUAUAGGAAUCUGCAGCAUUUCCCAUUGGAGUUACUGAAAGAUGAGGGACUACAGUACUUGGAGAGACUCUACAUGAAAAGGAACUCCCUUACAACCUUGCCAGAAAACCUUGCUCAGAAGCUUCCAAACCUUGUGGAACUGUAUCUUCACUCAAAUAACAUAGUUGUGGUUCCGGAAGCCAUUGGGUCCCUUGUAAAACUACAAUGUUUGGAUCUUAGUGACAAUGCCUUAGAAAUCGUUUGCCCAGAAAUUGGUCGUCUGAGAGCUUUACGUCAUCUUCGAUUAGCUAAUAACCAACUGCAAUUCCUACCUCCAGAUUUAGGUCGAUCUCGAGAACUUCAGUACGUGUACGUGGAUAACAACAUUCAUCUGAAAGGCUUGCCAUCCUUUCUGUACAACAAAGUCAUCGGGUGCAGUGGCUGUGGUGCUCCCAUUCAAGUUUCUGAGGUGAAGCUGCUUUCCUUUUCAUCAGGGCAACUAACCGUUUUCCUCCCUGCUGAGGUGAAGGCCAUAGGGACAGAGAAGGAUCACGUCCUGCCUCUGCAGGAGCUGGCCAUGAGGACUCUGCAUCACACCUACCACGCUUCUCUAAAAGAUCUGGACUUCCUGUCUCCAGUCUCAUUGCCCAGAAGCCUGCUGGAGCUGCUGCACUGCCCCCUGGGACACUGUCACCGGUGCAGCGAGCCCAUGUUUACGAUCGUCUACCCCAAGCUCUUUCCCUUGAGAGAGACGCCAAUGGCAGGGCUGCACCAAGGGAGGACAACUGUGAGUUUUGUGGCUUACUGCUGCUCCACCCAGUGUCUGCAGACUUUUGACCUACUGAGUUGAUAAACACUCAAGAGCCUCAGGAGCGGUGCCAGCUUGACACUGCAGUUGCCCGCAUACCACACACUGUGCGGCAGAGGGGUGGAGAGUCCAGCCAGGCCCAGCAGCCCUUGCGUCCUGCCACACUCAGAGACUGAAGGACUCUGGAACGGCACGAUCAAGCGUCAGAACUGAAAUGCCUUCACCCUUCCCCAAAGUUGGAAUAUAGCCUCCCCCGACUUAAGAACCCUUGGUCAUCUGUGUUUUUCUUUUUAUGUGAGUGUGUCUCAAUAUGCAGAUGAUUUAGUUUUGAUAUGCCUCCCCAAAUCUAAUUUAGAGCAAGUUUCAGCUCUCUGAAGAACUAUAAUUUGAUAAUAUAACCAAAUUAACUUUUGAACAUAUAUACCUUCAAUGGUACUUGUAAUCUUCUCUUCUCUCUUUCUUCCCCCAGUGAUUUAUUCCCCAGAGGUUACUCUCCAUGUUUUUAACAAAUUUCAGCCAACCCUAUGACCUCAAUAGUAUUGAACUGUUGGCAGAGGGGUGGGGGUAAGGGUUGGGGGUGCAGGGGAGGCCAGAGAGGGUGCCUGAGUUGGCUCCAAGCUGGACUCUAGUAGGGGCUUCACAAGGGUCCUAGCACACACCCUUUAGAAAGUUACAACCUUGUUUAUAAAGUUUUGCAACCUAUUUUGUGAGGGUUUUAAAAAUAAAACUAGGCUAUAAAUGAAAUAGACACUUUUGAAAGACUACAAAAAAUAAUUUUUGAAUUUUUUAUUCCCUGAUAAGAUUUUUUUUUUUAAUUUGAGAAGAGUUUGAGAAAUAUUUGAGGCUUUAAAAGAAUCUGAUUCUUUUCUUUCUGGAUUUAAGCAUUUUCUGGCUAUUGAGAAAGGGAGAGAACACAUCAAAAUAUGACCUCUGGUGUUUCUUGUUAGAUGGAUUCUUACACUGACUUUGAAAUAUCUUUGUUACAUAUGAUAAACAAGUCUCAGCUACUUCUACUAGUUUUUAGCAAGGUGAUUCUAAGUACAGUCUGUGCACAUUUAUUUAAAUACCUGCGGCAUUAGAUAAUCUUCAUUUUGACCCUAGAUUUCUUAAGUGCCUGACACACUGUUGUCCAGAUAACAGUGAGAAAACACAGGAAACACAGGUCCAAAUUCAGCCUCGGACUUUGCAAAAAGGCCAUAAAUGGAAAGUGUGAGAUUGUACUCUGACAUAAGAUAAUGCUUAGUGGAGGACUCACAUAUUUGCUCUUCCCUUGAAAGGAUGGCAUUUUAAUGUUGCUUUGCUGCCAGAUGUUCAUCUGGUUGCUGUGAACUGAUUCUUUUUUAACGUUUUUAAAAAGUUUAAUUGUACAUAGUUUUCUCUAAAGGCAGGAUUAAAAGGGAACCAAGAAGGUUUACUUGGUAGGAAAAUGAUUUUCCAAAAAUUUUAGAUUUGUCAAAAAUUUGGUUUAUGGAAUUUUAUUAGCUGCCCUAAAUCUGUAAUGCUAGGCUCUAACAGUGCUAAAAAAUCCUACAUAGUUACUGACGAAUGUGUGAUCUUUUCACAGUCACACCACCUGCUGCCCGGAAAGCAGACUAUACACAUAGAAUGGUGAAGGCAGAACAUUAUCAACUGUAUUUCCACUGUUCUUACUUCCUCUUUUCCCUUUCAUAACUUGGCCUCUUCAGCCUUAAUCUUUCAAAGGCUUAUAGUAUAAUAGGAACUGAAGAUCCAUAUCAAAUGUAACACUUCUUUCAUCUUUUGCAAUAAUUGAAGUUUUAGUGUAACCCCUCCAUGUAUAUAAAUUGGGAGGUGAAAAUGUGGCAUGAAAUUUCACAAAUGUGGUUCAGGCCUAAGAGGCUGCUACCUAUCAUUUAAGUGACAGUAAUAUGUUUCAACAUCUUUCUACUUCACCCUCUACAAUCAUAUAUCUUAAAAUGGAGUUGUGAAAUUUGAUAACCUAAUAUUCAGGAUUCUAUUGAAACAGGAUAGGUAAUACUUUUAACUUGUUUGAGAUUUUACAAAGACAGCUACAAUCCAAACAGCCUGUGUACGAAUAAUGUAAGUUGAACUCCAGCAGUGGGCUAGGCAGACAACAUUUGGAUGGUCUCAGCCUUAAUCCUGAGACCAGAACCCAAUUUGAUGCAGAAUCCAAUUUAAUUGAUGAGUAAUGGAACUUAUAAUUUGACUUCUUUGGUGCUAUUCAUUCAUUGGUGUCAUUCUUAACCUUUUAAUAUUAUAAAGGUGUAUUGUAGACUGGAGAAGAUUUGCCUACAUUCUAAAUAUUUAAUUGUGUCCAGAGCUUUGCAGAAAAUUCUUAAGUUAUUAUAUAUGUGUUUUCCUGAGCAAUGGUUAUCUUAGGUAGAGAAAUACUUCAUGCAAUUAUAAUGAUGCCCCAAAAGUUAAUUGUCUGGAAAAUAUAGCCUGUUCAGGUAAGUUUACAUCAAUAAUCUGAUAUGUGGAUAUUGGUAAAUUUUAAAAUCCAGGAUACUCUUUUGGGCAUAGACCUUCUUAAGAUACAGUUCAUAGAGGAUCCAUUUAAACUGGAUUACUGUAUCAAUGUUCUUCGAAAUGCCAAGUUGUUAUUAUACAAAAAUCCUCAAUUACAUAACAUUGCAUAGAUGAAUGAAAUGUUGCAUCUUUGAUGAAUAAAAUGCAUAUUUUGAGCAGACUUUAAUAGUUUUAAAACUGACCAAUACACAGAAGAGUCCUGGCUAGUGGAGGAUACGUUCUGGUUAAUAGAAGGAUGAACUCCUUUGUUAUCUGACCCUCCUUUUCUGGAAAAGCAUGGUUUACAUUAAACAUCUUUUGGUCAACGUACUCAACACUCACUAAAACCUUUCACACUCUGGCUUGUCUUCCUAGUUUAAUGUACAUCUCUCUUUUCUUCCACAUUUAAUUCCACAAAUUAAAAUGUUCACAAUUUAAGAAAAAUACUUCAAUACCAGUUGGCUUACAAGGCUUUACACAUAGUUUUCUGUAAAAUACAUACCUAUUUUGUAAUCUUUCAAAACCACUUUUAGAAAUUAUUAAUAGUAAAAUUAGGUUUCUGUUUCCUGAGUUGAAAAAUCAGACAUGUUCAUCUUUAUUGUAAAAGGCUUAAACAUGAUACAUUGCUUCAGGAGAAAUCAAAACAUUUUUAUUCAGAUGAUUUAUGAUCAUGGAUUCCUAACUGAGCCAACACUAAUGCAACCUGAUGUAAUUCAAUAUUGAGAUGUAAAUUCAUUUCAUAGACUCAAAAUCUUAUUUAAAAAUCAGGAGUCUUAUUUUAAAAUGUAUCCUUACAUAACCCUGGACAAUUUAUUAUGCUCUUAUUAUUUUCGUGGUUUUCAUCAGCUCUUGCUUACACUCCUGAUGAGGCUCUUCUACGUUUAUCCAGGAAAGUUAAGUGAUAUCUUGCCUUCUGUUAAACUGAGGGAAUUUUUAUGAAGUCUGUAUUCUUGAAAAUAACUACAUGGCUAUCUAAAACUCAUUCAAGUCUCACUAUCCCUACCCAGGAAGUACCUCCCUGUGCUAGUAGCUGAUAGAUCUGGAAGUGAUGCAAGUGUCUCUAGGAAAGGGAUUGAUCAUAGCUGAAUGCCUGUUAUCCUUGGUCAGGAAAAGAGACUGCUUCACAGUCUAGGAUAUUCUCUUUGAUGCAUGGCUGUAUGGUACACAGAGACCGAAAGGUACUGAAGCCCAGGGUGCCAGCUGGACAGAAGGUGGAGUGUUUGGAAGUCAUUUCUAUAUGUAAUUAAGAGACUUGCAAGGAUUGGCCAGGUUUCCCCCAGCCCCCCUGCCUCCAGUUCACCUUAGAGCAGAGUGUGGAUUAUCCUUGCUACCUGUCAGGUUUUGCUUCUCAUAGCAAUUUUGAGACUAUAGUAUACCAAGAUUCCUUCCUUCCUUCCUUCCCUCCUUUGUUUUUAUAUUGUGAAAAAAUUUCCUAAUACUCUGAGUCUGUCUGCUGAAACAUUUUGACACUACUCAUUUGUAGUGUGGAUAUUUUCUACGAUUCAUAUUAUAUCCACUUUGGUCAUUCUCACAGAUACUGCUGUUUAUAGAAUGGUUGAGCUUGAACCAUGUCAAUGCAUAGAAAUGUCAAUGGUGAUGACUUUAUUGUUUUAACCAGAUUCACUUUGUUAAGGAAAAUAAAGACAUUAAAUACUUAAAGCCAGCCAAAAUGGUGGCAUAAGGACCUCUGGAAAUUCUCUCCUCCAUAAAGACAAGGAAAAAAUUUGCAAAAAAAAUCAGAGUCAACUUUUUUCAGAUCUCUGGAAAUUAAUCUUGCAGCAUCCCAAGAAGUAUUUAUGCAAGAGAAAUAGCUGAAUCUCAGCAAGAACUGUAAGUUUUAUGGUAUUUUAACUAGUUUUAUUUCCAUUCCCCCUGCCCAUUUCUAGUACUGCUUAUCCCUGAAGACCAACAGUUCACAAUCAUGGUAGAAGCAGCAGCAUAGAAGCCACUGGAAGAAUGGGGUUGGAGCUCCUUCAAUGCUUCAUUCCCAGGGAAUUGUUUGGUGGUUUCCCAGAGUACCUCACUUGCAAAACUGUCUUUAUUUUCUCUGAUCAGAGUUUGCCACCAGUGCUUUUCCAAGUAUUUAAUGAGAAAAAAAUCAGAGGCAUUUGUGGCUGCCUGAAGUAAUAGCCAUUGGAGCAAACAACAGGCUAACCAUAAACUAAAAAGGAAAAGUUGAGUAAUGAGAGGCUUCAAAAAGCUCUGCCAUUCCUGGGAAUUUAGAUGACCUUGUACAUGCAUAGACAGGGACUUUGCACAAGCCAAGGAUUGUUACUCCUGCUCAGGAAAGACCUGGAGACAUCUUAACUCUCACCUUAGGUUGAUCUUGGUGAACUGCUCAAGCAGAAAGUGAAGAUGAAGGCAGAGUUGUCAACCUCCUGGCUGGGUGUUGGGUGUUGGAGGAUGUCCCAACACUCAUACAAAGCUGUCAGCAAAGACUGGGAGAGUUACUGGCUUCAGGUGCUUAUGUAAGUACUGUCUAAUCAUUGGGUGACUAAGAAACUACCUGAGAAAGACUUCAGAGUCUAUCUUUUAUGAAGAAUAUGGACUUCAAAGAAUUAGUUCAGAUGAGUUGCUGGACAACCAAAACCAGCAACUUCAUCAAACUCUUAGCAAAGAGGUAAGUAAAUCUAAUUUCUAAAGUUAUCCUAUUAGUUUUCCUCAAAAAAAAUUAUGAGACAUGCAAGAAAUAAGUGUGCCCCAUAAAAAGUGGAAAAAUUCAAUAAACUGUCUUGAGGAAAUCCAAACGUUGGAAUAUGUAAAGACUUUAAAUUGACUAUUUUAAUAUAUUCAUAUAACUAAAGUAUGAAAAUGAUGUAUCACCAAGUAGAAAACAUCAAUAAAAAGAUAGAAAUUAUUUU